This is a messenger RNA of Drosophila novamexicana, 2110 nucleotides long. It is a transcript of the gene Mps1, whose product is annotated as serine/threonine-protein kinase mph1. Gene Ontology annotation, cellular component: spindle; kinetochore; nucleus. Gene Ontology annotation, molecular function: ATP binding; protein serine/threonine/tyrosine kinase activity; protein serine/threonine kinase activity. The transcript has 5 exons. Gene Ontology annotation, biological process: mitotic spindle assembly checkpoint signaling; chromosome segregation; peptidyl-serine phosphorylation. The record is from RefSeq and is a predicted model, not a curated record. NCBI's taxonomy places the organism in Eukaryota, Metazoa, Arthropoda, Insecta, Diptera, Drosophilidae. The coding region runs from base 67 to 2040 and encodes 657 amino acids.
AAUUCAAAUUGAAUUGUGACCCAAUUGUAAAACAAAAUUGCGAAAAAAAACAACUACUGAUUAUAAAUGACUACACCUGCACCACGCCAUGUUCGAGAUUUGUUGGCAUUUGGUACAGACUCAGAAGAUGAAUACAGCAUUACACCCUGCAAGCCGCAAAAAACAAAGGACGCGGAUCAAGCUGGUAGCCGGAAACUGGAAGCAAUCGACAAUGGAAACAAGGAGAAUAUGGAUCAGAAGGGCAUUGCGCGCAACCAAGGGGCCAAGGAGAACCGGCAAGCUGGCCCUUCUCACGGCCUAUUCCCCAGAAGACGUGCAGAGAUGACCAUGCUGGACUCAGACAGCGAUGAUGAGGAUAAUAAGAACAACCACAAUUUGAACUGCGCCAUUCUAAACGAUUCCUUUGUGCUGAGUCCUACACAUGAGCUGACUGGCAGCACCUCAACUGUACCUUCCACAGCGGCGGUGGCACUGCGCCCCAGUGAUUCCAAUUUGUCGUUUCUUGGACGCUUUGGGAACAUGGACAUCAAUUGCAGCACCAACACCAAUAAGUCACCUCAUCUGCAAGUGGAGCAGCAACAUAAACAUCAACAGCCAAUUAAAAAACCGCCACCCUCCACGCUGCAAAUAAUUUCAGAGCAGCGCAAGGCCGUCGAUAGCGAGACGCCGAUGCGUGCAGCUCCAGCGGCCUCUUUGAAGUCCCAUGCCAAACCUGAGACGGAAUUUGUGACGCCCCAAGUGUGCAGCAUUUCCACAAGGCAUGGCACGCGCACACAAACCACACAAAAAACUCGUAUCGAACUGGCAAAUGAGUUUCGUUCGCAGAAGGUGCUCUUCCAGACGCCCAUGACUGUGAGUCGCGCGGCGCCCUUUACAAGUGACAGCCUUACGUUUUCGCUAUGCGACACAAUUAGUGAGAGUCCAGAUACGCCCGCUCAGCCACGGCCAAAGGCAGAAGCGCCCACCGCCAACAAAUCAAAAAAGUCACUUGAUGGUGCAUUUCGUCAUGCUGAGCAGGCGAAGCCUGAAUCGGGCUCGUCAGUUGCAGUGUCAGUACCCGUGUCCGCGUCCGUGUGCGCACCUCUGACCGCUGCUGCUGUAGUACCUGACAAACCAGAUACAUCGUCGAAAUCGAAUUCCAAUGUGCUGCAAAUCAAGAACCACGAGUAUGUCAUAGUUAAAAAACUGGGCUGUGGCGGCUCAAGUUCUGUUUAUUUGGCACGUCGCAAGGAUACGGGCCAGGAGUUUGCUCUAAAAGUUGUAGAUCUGCAAGCCGAUCCGGUUGUGGUGCAGGGCUAUCUCAACGAAACCAAACUGCUCGAAAAGCUCCAGGGCAAUGUGUGCGUUGUCUCCCUCUAUGACUAUCAAUUGUUGCGGCAAGAAUCGAAACUCUAUAUGGUGAUGGAGAAGGGCGACUGUGACUUGAACAAGAUCUUGCAAGGAUUUACGACAAAUCUGCCACUAUAUAAUCUGAUGAACAUACUCUACCAAAUGCUGCAGGCAGUCAAUUAUAUACACCAGAACGGUGUGAUUCAUUCGGAUCUGAAGCCUGCUAAUUUUCUGAUGGUUAAUGGUCGGCUGAAGCUAAUCGAUUUUGGCAUUGCAAGCAACAUUUCUGUGGACUCGACAAGCAUUAUAAAAUUCUCACAGGCGGGCACAUUCAACUACAUCAGUCCGGAAGCACUUACCGACAUUUCCAGCGGCACAAGUCCGAUGCGCGGCAGCAAUCAGCCCAAGAUAAAGAUUUCGACAAAGUCGGAUGUUUGGUCGCUCGGCUGCAUUUUGUAUUUGCUGCUAUAUCAGAAGACUCCAUUCGGGCACAUUAGGAACAUCAAUGCCAAGAUGAGCGCGAUUGCCAAUCCCAGCUCCAGCAUCGAGUAUCCGGCUCUACCAAUAUACUAUCCGCUGAUGCUAGUGCAUAUGGUCAAGCAUUGUCUACAACUGAAUCCGAAGAAGCGGCCCUCGUGCGUAGAACUGCUUCAGUAUCCAUUCCAUAUGGUAAUUCCCUUACAGAAUCUACAAUUGGCGUCCAAGCGCUGACUACAAGUUUUCAGAAUACAUCUUCAUUUAGUAUUAAGCACAUUUACAUUUGAUGAUAGGAGUAAAACAC